Molecule: messenger RNA, 634 nt
Organism: Saccostrea echinata
Lineage: Eukaryota; Metazoa; Mollusca; Bivalvia; Ostreida; Ostreidae
Product: ficolin-1-like
Exons: 4
Coding region: 77-634 (185 amino acids)
Source: RefSeq, a predicted model, not a curated record
AAAAGACCCCAGCAGGAAUGGACAAGAUGGAGUGUACGUUAUUUACCCUGACAGACGGAGAGAAGUUUUCUGUAACAUGACGACAGAUGGAGGAGGGUGGACGGUCAUUCAGAAACGAGAAGAUGGCGACGUGGAUUUUUAUAGGACAUGGAAAGAGUAUAAAGAGGGAUUUGGGAAUGCCUCUAAAAACUAUUGGAUAGGAAACGAUGCAAUCCAUGCUUUAACCAAAGAUCAGGACCAAGAACUCCGUGUUAAUCUCCAGAGAUUUAACGGAGAAACAGCGUUUGCUGAGUAUUCCACGUUUUAUAUCGGAAAUGAGGCAGAUAAAUACCGUAUGACAGUAUCCGGGUACAAUGGAACUGCAGGUGACGGUUUGGAUUAUCACAAUGGUAUGAAAUUUUCCACUAAAGAUCAGGAUAAUGACAUCGGUCGUCGUCACUGUGCUGAAUCCUAUCACGGCGCUUGGUGGUACAGGUCCUGUCUCGUCUCUAACCUGAACGGGGAGUAUGCCCAAUCUGCUGUGUUUUAUUUUGAUCACCCGAUAUGGGAGCAGUGGACGGAUGGAGAAGCACUACAGAAGACCUUGAUGAUGAUACAAACACUGACUCAGAAUAUCAAUAGAUUUAAUGAUUGA